This is a messenger RNA of Plasmodium yoelii, 3852 nucleotides long. Its product is annotated as zinc finger protein, putative. Gene Ontology annotation, molecular function: ubiquitin protein ligase activity. Gene Ontology annotation, biological process: Ras protein signal transduction; protein ubiquitination. The transcript has 3 exons. The record is from RefSeq and is a predicted model, not a curated record. NCBI's taxonomy places the organism in Eukaryota, Apicomplexa, Aconoidasida, Haemosporida, Plasmodiidae. Bases 1 to 3852 code for a protein of 1283 amino acids. Gene Ontology annotation, cellular component: cytoplasm.
AUGAAUAAAAACAAAAAAAAAGAAAAACUUAAAAGGAAAAAAAAACACACUAAUUCGAAUUUAAAUCUAUGCAAAGAGAUAAAUGAUAAUUUUACUAAACUUACAGACAAAUCACCAAACAAUAAAAAAGAAAUAUGUAAUAAUAACACUAACGAAUUAGGAACUAAUAAUAAUGAUAGCUCGAAAAAAAUAAUAAUCUCCAGUGCAUCCAAUCCGCAUACACCCGAAAAUGUUCAAUGCGUAAAUAAGGAAGGCGAAAAAAAAAAAGGCGGUAAAAAAAAAGACGAAAAAAAAAAAGGCGAUAAAAAAAAAGGCGAUAUAGUACAGAAUGGUGAUCAUGCUGACAAACAUGUUGAUGAACAGAAUGGUGAUCACGCUGACAAACAUGUUGAUGAACAGAAUGGGCAAAACAAUUUUGAAAUAAAAAGUGAUGAAAUUGCAGACAAAGGAAAAAGAAAUCAGCAUGAUGAUAUAUCACCGCCAGUUUUAAAAAAAAUCGAAAAUAAAAAAACGGAAUCGAAAGAGAAUUCUAAAGUUAGUAAAGACGAAAUAUAUAAUUUGGUCAAUCUAAAUAAUAUGGAAGAAAUUGAAAAAAAUAUUAAUUAUAUAUUUCCUUCUAUAAAUUUUGAUAAUAAUAGUAAUAGCAAUAAAUUAGAGUGUAUAGAAAAUGUAAAAAAUGAUGAUAAAAAAUUUGAAGAUGAAAUAAAUAAAGAAAUAAAGAAAUUUCAAAAAGAUAUUAAGGAUGUUUAUUUUUAUCACAACAAUUUGAAAAAAGGAAUGAAAAAAAAUAAAUGUGUAAAUUAUGAAAAUAAUAUGAACCAUUUAAAUUCUACAUCUGAUAUAAAUUUAAAAAAUAUAAUUUUAGAAAAUGAAUUUGUUAAUUUUUCAGAAAUAUUAAUUAAGGGAAAUAAUUUUCUUAAUCUUAAAAAAAAAAUUAUAAAGAAAAAAAAAAAACGAAAAAAAAAAAAAAAUAAAACUAAACUAAGAACACAAAAUUAUAAAUUAAUAAAAGAAUUAUGUUUAUCUUAUGAUGCAUACACAAAAGAAACAAUACAAAAACAACGAAAAAAUGAAAAAAAGGUGAGGAAAUAUUAUAUAUUUGAAUAUAGUUGUGGUAAUACAAAAAUACAAUCUAUUACCGGAUAUAUUAUAUGUUACAAGAGUUAUGAAUUUUAUAAAAAUGGCAUAAACGUUUUAAAGAUAAAACCAAAAGAGGGAAAUAUUUUUGGAAAAGAGGGAAAUAUAUUUGGAAAAGAGGGAAAUAUUUUUGGAAAGGAUGGAAAUAUUUUUGGAAAGGAUGGAAAUAUAUUUGGAAAGGAUGGAAAUAUUUUUGGAAAAGAUAAAAAUGAAAAAAAUAUUUCAGUUCUACUAUGUGUUAAUGUUUCAAAUUGUAUAUCCCCUUCCGGUUUUUUAGAACUUUUAUAUCCUUGUGAUAAUUUUAUAUUUUUUUUAAAGGUUUUAAAUAAAAAAAAUAGUGAAGAAUAUAUGAUAUAUUUCUUAACAUUUAAUAUUUAUACUAAAAAAAUUCUGAACAAAGCUAAAAAAAUUUCAUUUUUUAAUAUGAAAAAAAAAAAAAAAUUAAAAAUAUAUAUUGUUAAAGGGAUUACAAUGAAUGUAACUUCUUGUAUUACCAGAAACACUAAUUCCGAUUCUUAUGUUAAAACGAAAAAAUUUUAUAAUAUCGAUUUGGAAAAAAAAACAAUGUGUGCAAAUGAUGAUAAUGAUAAUGAUAAUGAUGAUAAUAUUGAAAAUUUACAGUUAAUAUCUAAUACUAAUUUGAUUAGCCCAUUUUAUCUUAUAUCACAAAACAAAUUCCAAUUAUCAUGUGCUGUAUGUCUAGAACCUUUAUAUUCAGUAAAUUUAAACAAAAUUAUUUCUCACAUUUUUAAUUUUAGUUUCAAAAAAAAAUAUUCUUCAAAAAAUAAAUAUAAUAAAGAAGAAAACAAGCUUCAAACAUAUCCAUCAAAAUAUUAUUAUAAAAAUCUUAAUUUAUUAAAUAAUUAUAAUAUGAAUAAAUAUGCAUAUCACUUAUCUGUUACCAAUCUUAUAAAUAAUUUGCAAAAUAAAUAUAAUAACGAAAUGAAAAAAGAAAGGGAAAAAAAUGAUAAAAAUAGAUCCAAAAUUUUUAAUAAUAUUCCUAUAAAUAUAUUAUGUAGUCAUAUAUUUCAUUCUAGCUGUUUAAAAAAAUGUUGUUUCACAUCCUGCCCAAUAUGUAGAUAUAAACAAUAUAAUUAUGAAAUAGCUAAUUGUGAUAUUUGUAAAAAAAAUUAUAAUUCCAAAAUAUGUUUAUCUUGUGGUUUUAUUGGAUGUUCUUUUAAUUAUGAUAAAAUUGUUAAAAUCAAGAAAAAAAAAAUUAAAGAAAAAAAAUAUCUUUUAAAAAAAAAAAAAAAUAUAAUAAAAAAAAUAUCUUACAUUUUUAGAAAAUUAAUUAAUUCAUUUAUGCCAAUAUUUAAUACAAUCAUUUUAUCUUUAUAUUAUAAAAGUAAAAUAAAAUGUGUAUAUAAAAUUCGAACUAAACAAAUAUAUAUUCCUAAAAAAAAAAAAAAAAAAUAUAUUUCCACCAAUUAUAAUCAUCAAACUAACUAUAUCACAUAUUAUUCUGAUAAUCAUAAUAAAAAUAAAAAAAUAAUUAAUUAUAAAUAUCCAAAUCCUCAAAAUAAUAAUGACACACAAAAUGAAAAAACAACAAAUAAUAAUUUAUCACUAUUUUCAAAUAACGACAAUAUAUAUAUAAAUGAUUUAAAAAAAUUUUAUAAAUAUAUUUAUAUAGGAAAAUCAGCUAACAAAAAAAAAAAUGUAUCAUAUUAUUUUUCUCAAAAUAUAAAUAAAUGCAUUAUUAAGAAGGAUGCUAAAAAAAAAAAAAAUGAUAAUAAAUGCAAAUUGCAAAAUAAGUUCGGUAGUACUAAUGCACAGGAAAAUAAUGAAACGGAACUAAAGAAGGGAAUGAGAAACGAAAUGGGAAAAGAAAUGAGAAACGAAAUGGGAAAAGAAAUGGGAAACGAAAUGGGAAAAGAAAUGGGAAAAGAGGCGGCGAACGAAAUGCGAAACAGCGCCACCAAUGUAGUUGUAGAGAAGUAUACAAAAUGUUCAUUAAAAAAAAAAAAAAAAAAAAUCAAAGAUCAUGCAAAAAUUCACUUUUAUAAGACACAACAUAAUUAUUUUUUUGAUGUUAGAAAAAAUUCAAUUUAUGAUUAUAGUAGUGAUAUAUAUAUAAAAAAAUUAAUAAAUUUAAAAAUUCAAAAUAAAAAAUUCAAAAAUAUAUAUAAUACAGGGAAUAUAUAUACAAAUGGAAAUAAUUCAAACCCCAAUAAAGAAAUUAUAAAUAAAAAAAAUAUUAUUUUAUAUAUAUAUGAUUUUAACCAAUUAUUAAAUGCUUUAUUAGAAAGUCAAAGAAACAGUUUUUUAUCAUGUAUACAUGAUUUAAAAAUAAAUUAUGAAAAUAUUAACAUGGAUAAUUUAAAUGAUAUUAAUAAAUGUGUUAAGGAAAUAUAUAUUUUACAAGAAAAAAAUAAUAAUCUAAAAAAUGAAAUAAAAAAAAAAAUUAAUAUACUUAUAGAUAAAAUAAAAACAAAUAAUAAUUUAUCUCGGGAACUUAAAAAUGUGGAAACAAUCAAUGCGAAAUUAUCUGCAGAUCAAAGAAAACAGAUAUAUAAUUAUGAUUUAAAAAAUGAGCAAAAAAAAAAUAUGAUCAAAGAAAAACAGCAAAUAAUAAAAGAAUUAAAUAAGCAAAUAACCGAUUUGAAUUUCCAUAAGCUUGCGUCUUCAAAAUUUUCCCAAAAUUCAGAAAUAUCGAAUUCUUUUUUUAUGAUUGGGGAAAAGAUAACAAAUCAGACCAGAUUUAAAAAGCGAUAA